Messenger RNA from Capsicum annuum, 2066 nucleotides. RefSeq names its product GPCR-type G protein 1. The record is from RefSeq and is a predicted model, not a curated record. Gene Ontology annotation, biological process: response to abscisic acid. Gene Ontology annotation, cellular component: membrane. Gene Ontology annotation, molecular function: abscisic acid binding. The transcript has 13 exons. Bases 308 to 1717 code for a protein of 469 amino acids. NCBI's taxonomy places the organism in Eukaryota, Viridiplantae, Streptophyta, Magnoliopsida, Solanales, Solanaceae.
CUAAUUCCAAAAGCAAAAAAAUUUGUCCAGAAAAUCGUUUUGUUCCCCUUUCCAAAAGUCACACAGUAACGCAAAAAAUAAACAAAAUCAAAUCUCAGUAGUGCCUUUAAGGUGAUCCAGUUCAACUGAUGUUUUUGAGAAUACUAGAGAGGUGAUCCAGUUCAACUGAUGUUGUUGAGAAUACUAGAGUUGUGGAUAAAAUACAUAGUAUAUCUUCACCAUUCUUUGGUUAUUGAGAUACAAUAGAUGCUGAAAUGGUAGAUACAGAUUUAUAAGUAAGGGAAGGAGUAUAGCAUUAUUGGAGAAAAUGGGAUGGGGAAGGGCGACAUAUGAAGGAGUAACUGCAGUUGGAUCAUUAUCCUUACUGGGUUGGACAGGUUUAUGGUUCUUGAAUCGCAGAUUGUACAAGGAGUAUGAAGAGAAGAGAGUACUUGUUCAGAUCAUCUUCAGCGUUGUUUUCGCUUUCUCUUGCAAUCUUUUUCAACUUGUCCUUUUCGAGAUCAUUCCCAUUCUUUCCAAAGAGGCAAGAUGGAUUAAUUGGAAGGUGGAUUUGUUUUGUUUGAUACUGUUACUAGUCUUCAUGUUGCCCUACUAUCAUUGCUACCUGAUGCUUUGCAACAGUGGAAUGAGGAAGGAACGGGCUGCUGUGGGUGCUAUCUUAUUCUUGUUGGCUUUUCUCUAUGGGUUUUGGCGCUUGGGCAUUCAUUUUCCAAUGCCUUCACCUGACAGAGGAUUUUUCACCAUAACUCAGCUGGUUAGCAGGAUUGGAGUGAUUGGUGUGACUGUCAUGGCUAUUCUUUCAGGUUUUGGAGCAGUCAAUUUGCCGUAUAGUUAUCUAUCUCUAUUCAUCAGAGAAAUAGAGGAAUCAGAGAUCAAAGGACUGGAGAGGCAGCUGAUGCAGUCAAUUGAAACUUGUGUUGCAAAGAAAAAGAGAAUUAUUCUUUGUCAGAGGGAAAUGGAGCGGAUCCAAGAUUCGGAAGAGAAAACAAAAUCUAGUUCCUUCUUUAAGCGCAUUGUGGGAACAGUUGUACGAUCCGUUCAGGAUGACCAAAAGGAACAAGAUAUUAGAAACAUGGAAAACGAGGUUCAGGCCUUAGAGGAGCUAUCAAAGCAGCUGUUCUUGGAAAUUUAUGAGCUUCGCCAAGCUAAGGAAGCUGCUGCUUAUUCUCGAACAUGGAAGGGCCAUUUGCAGAAUCUUUUGGGCUAUGUGUGUUCUGUCUAUUGUGUGUAUAAAAUGAUAAAGUCUCUUCAGAGCGUUGUUUUCAAAGAGGCUGGUUCUGUAGAUCCUGUUACACGGACAAUCAGCAUAUUUUUACAGUUCUUUGACAUAGGGAUAGAUGUCAACUUAUUAUCACAGUACAUUUCUCUCAUGUUCAUUGGGGUGUUGAUUGUGGUGUCUGUGAGGGGCUUCCUGACCAACUUGAUGAAGUUCUUCUUUGCAGUUUCCAGAGUUGGAAGUGGUUCAUCAAGUAACGUCGUACUUUUUCUCUCUGAAAUCAUGGGAAUGUACUUCCUUUCCUCCAUUCUUUUGAUCAGAAAGAGUCUGGCAACUGAAUAUCGGAUAAUCAUAACGGAUGUAUUAGGUGGAGACAUACAAUUCGACUUCUAUCACAGGUGGUUUGAUGCAAUAUUUGUGGCCAGUGCUUUCUUGUCGCUGCUUUUGCUCUCUGCACAAUAUACAGCUCGCAAGGCCGAUAAUAAGCACCCAAUUGAUUAAACCAUUUUCCUUGGUGAAGAUGCUAUGUUUUAUUUUUAGGCUAGAAUCAAUUACACUUUAUUCUUUGUAAUGAUGCAUCAUUGAUACAGUAGCAAUUUUUGUAUGAUCAAAGCUGUCUGGUUUCCAUCCAAUCGAUGUCUUCAUAGAUAUGGUACUGCUUUAAUUUUAUCACAGAUUUGCUGCAUUCCUAUGUAGAGGAGAUGGAUAUGGUAGAAGGUUGGUUAGAUAGUUGUGCAUUGUCUUGCUUAUUAUUUAACUUUUUGUUGUAUUAGCUGUAUUAUUAGUCAUAGUACUACUAUUGUAGUUUCUUGUUCUUCGAGUUUAGUUACUAAUUCUUUCUUGUACUCCA